This is a messenger RNA of Magallana angulata, 613 nucleotides long. RefSeq lists its product as uncharacterized. The transcript has 2 exons. Bases 91 to 441 code for a protein of 116 amino acids. NCBI's taxonomy places the organism in Eukaryota, Metazoa, Mollusca, Bivalvia, Ostreida, Ostreidae. The record is from RefSeq and is a predicted model, not a curated record.
UUUGAGAGAGGACCUUGACUUAUUAACGUUUCGGCUGCAAAGACCGUUUCAACGCCUACUUAUAUCAGCGUAUUGCAGAUUUAGCUCAGCAUGAAUCCUUCAACAUUAUUAGUCCUCAGUCUUUUACUAAUUUUUCUGACAUAUGGAAAUGGUCAGAAAAUAACUCUGUGGAUGAAUAACAAAGCAGUAGUAUUGGAUAUGAAAACCAGGCCAUCUGUCAAAAUUGGUUCUUCUGCACCGUAUGAGCCACCAGUCAACCAUCAAACAAAGACAGGUGCAGAUGAGCACGAGGAACCGUUGGAGGAAGAUCCAAAAACAGUGUACCUAGCGGAUUCAAUGUGCGAGUCGUGCGAGAAUCUCGGACCGGUCAAAAAACACAAAUGCCGGAAACAGCUUUGUGAGGAGGGACAAACAGUCGAAAAAGAAAUUCUUAUUUCGUAAAAUUUGAACAUUCUUUGAUUUUUACAGAUCUUUAUUUUGGAACCGGAUUAGAAUUGUUUCGUCGGCCAUAUUUGUUAUUGAUUUUAACGUUUUAUUACAUGUAUGCAGAAUUUAAUUUUGAAUUAUGUCUUUUUGGAUUCAAAAGAACAAAUAAAUAAAAUGCGAUUUUGUU